AUGCCGACACUGGACUGGGACAUUCAACGAGGUGAAGAGAUCAGUGGCUAUCGCUUCAAAGACAAGAAUCUUUUAGCGCAGGCACUAAGCAGCGCAACUAGAGACUACGAUAAAGACACUGGGCAAGUUGUCCACUCCGACGGAAACCGGCGUCUGUCGAAGAUUGGCCACAAAGCCAUAGAGUUUGCAUUGGCGAAGGAAUGGUUCCUUCGAGAGCUCGACCACGGUUUGUAA
Molecule: messenger RNA, 234 nt
Organism: Cyphellophora europaea CBS 101466
Lineage: Eukaryota; Fungi; Ascomycota; Eurotiomycetes; Chaetothyriales; Cyphellophoraceae
Exons: 1
Coding region: 1-234 (77 amino acids)
Biological process (GO): RNA processing
Molecular function (GO): ribonuclease III activity
Source: RefSeq, a predicted model, not a curated record